Molecule: messenger RNA, 789 nt
Organism: Notodromas monacha
Lineage: Eukaryota; Metazoa; Arthropoda; Ostracoda; Podocopida; Cyprididae
Source: the annotation of a GenBank genome assembly
AUGAAGGCGCCGUUACGUGGCGGCCGUGGUAUAAAGGCAGUGGCGAAGAGUGCUGGGGUCUGUCAGAAGAUCCAGAGCCUCCGACAGGGUUUGGUGCUGGGACCAACAUACAGCGAGCAAUUCGACAUUUUUUUGAGAGAGAAAAUAAAAUUGAAAAUUUUGUUCGCAUUCGCCUUGUGCGUCGUUUUGGUAGUCUUGACUUCAGCCGAGCCUGAACCUGACGCAGCUCCCUCCGGAUAUUCAUCAUCUUCUGGUGCCAGUUCUUAUAAGAAACCAGCUGUGAAGUUGUACAAGCAUAAACAUGUGCAUUCCCACCACCACAAGCACUGGCAUGAGCAUGACCAUAAGCACAAGCACGGCCACCAGCACAAGCACAAGCAUGGCCACAAGCACGGCCACCAGCACAAGCACAAGCACGGCCACAAUCACGGCCACCAGCACGGACACAAGCAUGGCCACAAGCACGGCCACAAGCACGCCCACCAACACCCGCAGCCCCAGUAUUCCAGCAGCUCUGGUGGCUCUUCUGGCUACAAAAAAAAAAAAGAAUUAACAAGUCUCUAUCGUGAGAAGGCAAGUGCGCGGAAAAUCGUGGCGGGCGAUGAUGAACUUGACGGGGCCUCCGGCGGAUCCCAGCUAUCUAUUGGCGGAUGUAUUAUUUUGACUCUUCGAGUCCUCUGGCAGCAGCAGAUACGUGAACCGGAAGUUGAAAUCAAAUUCUGCCCCAUAGCACUUUUGCGAAGUUCGCACGAAAUGAUUCAUCAGCAACUUGCCGGGCCCGGUUGUUGA